CUUUCAAAAAGCUUUAGGGAAUCGAACCAAGGAAAGUAGGAAACCAUGAAGCUCCUGCAAGCUACUGUCUCCCUGGUCUUCCUCCUCGCCUGUUCCACGUCCAACGCUUCUGUCUUACAUGACGCCUGCCAGUCCUUCGCCGCUAUCCGACACAAGGAUGCCGACUACAACUACUGCGUCAGGUUCUUCCAGGCCGACAAGGAGAGCGCCACCGCAGACCACCGUGGCCUCGCCGUCAUCGGAGCCAAGCUCAUCGAGGCAACCGCUAAGAGCACCGGCUCUCUCAUCGCCACCAUGCUGACCUCGGAGAAGGAUAAGGAGAAACUCGGUUGCCUCGUCGCGUGCGGCAAGGGUUACUUGGACGCCAUGGACGAGAUCGGCAAGGCGGCGAAGGGCAUCGUCUCGAGAAAGGAUGGGGGCGUAGAGGACGCGGUGACGGCACUCGGCGGGGCGCUGGACGCGCCCUUGGACUGCGAGGAUGGGUUCCAGAAGCUUCACAAGCCGUCGCCACUCGCUGCGGAGGAUGCCAGGUUCCGCAAGGAGGCGUCCAUCACCCUGUUUGUAACGGGGACGUUACUUCCCCAAAUCAACAGCUCUAAGUUAGGGAUCUAGAGUCUUUUGGAAGAUCAAUAAAAUUAAUUACUAGUAUAUGAGAUUUUGUAAGGUUGGAAACUGGUAUCAAUCAAUAAACUCGC
Sorghum bicolor (sorghum) is the source of this 695-nucleotide messenger RNA. Its product is annotated as pectinesterase inhibitor 12. Lineage: Eukaryota; Viridiplantae; Streptophyta; Magnoliopsida; Poales; Poaceae. The transcript has a single exon. The record is from RefSeq and is a predicted model, not a curated record. Bases 46 to 612 code for a protein of 188 amino acids. Gene Ontology annotation, molecular function: enzyme inhibitor activity.